Messenger RNA from Diospyros lotus (date-plum), 953 nucleotides. Its product is annotated as glyoxylase I 4-like. The transcript is spliced from 3 exons. Lineage: Eukaryota; Viridiplantae; Streptophyta; Magnoliopsida; Ericales; Ebenaceae. The record is from RefSeq and is a predicted model, not a curated record. Bases 71 to 664 code for a protein of 197 amino acids.
AUGUAUUAUCUUCUAUCACAAACCCAUACCAGAGAGAAAGAGAGAGAGAGAGAGAGAUAGCUAGAGAGAGAUGACGGAUUUGCAGGAGACUUCAACUGAUCAGCUGGAGGAGGAGGCUCCUCCGCUGUCUCUGAAAUUGAACCAUGUUUCCUUAGUUUGUAAAUCUUCCGAGGACUCAGCCAGGUUCUAUGAGAAAGUCCUCGGAUUCGGCCGCAUCAAACGCCCCGACUUUGAUAUUAAAGGAGCUUGGCUGUAUAACUAUGGAAUUGGGAUCCAUCUGCUGGAAGCGAAACAGAACAUGAUUGAACUUUUGCCACCAAAGAAAGACGAAAUCAACCCAGAAGACAACCACAUAUCAUUCGAGACCGAAGACGUGGGGAGGAUAAUAGAUAAGCUGAAGGCCAUGAGCAUCAAGUACGAGCAGAGGACGGUGCCAUUUAAAGGAGAGGUGGUGGAUCAGCUCUUCUUCCACGACCCCGACGGCUACAUGAUUGAGAUCUGCAACUGCUACAAGUUCAAAACUGAACCCAUUGGCGCCAGAAGACUCCUCAUGGCUUCAGCUUCACUCACCCCCUCUACUGAUAUUCAUGUCCCCUGCUCAUGCUGUGCCUUCCUACUAAUGAAAAAUGAGCCCGAUGAUAUGGUGCGCAGUGCGCAGGCUUAGUAGAGGCCAAUUUGGAGUAUCUGACGUGGAAGAGAGGGGACGGGAUUUGGAGUGCAGUUAAUUUGUGUGAAAAAAUAUAUAGCUAUUUGGCAAUAACAGAUGUGGCUUGUUAUGAAGAUAGCAUAUAAUAAAGAAGAAUAAAAUGUAAUUAGACAAGUUCCACAGUAACAAUGGCUUGUUGCUGUCGUCUAUCCGCCUUAGAGGCUCAUAGAUAUAUGGUGCUUGCUUUUAUAUGUAAUCUUUGUGUGGGUUCCUUAUAUUUAGAUUCUAAAAGUUUGUGGUUGUGUUA